AUGAAACAAUUAAGAGAUUCUCAUGCUCAAAUUUAUUUCCAAGAUGAAUCAUGGAUCAAUUUAGGUGAUGUUAGAAAAAAUAUUUGGGUGUAUGAAGGAAAAGGACCCCUUCGCCAAAAUGAUGGCAAAGGGAAAAAGUUCGGAAUAUCUGCAUUAAUCACUCCGCAAGGUUAUCAUUAUGAUUCUGUUGAUAUUUUUGCCUGUUUACAAGAACAUAAUAUGGAUAGUGAUCAAUUUGUCAAUUGGAUAGAAGAUUCAUCUGGGAAAUUGCGUAUACUUCACGAGUCUAAAGUACCGAAGAGAUCGUGGCGAAAAGGACAAGUGCAAGAAUGGUUGGAUGAUCAUCAUAUUUCAUUUGAUAGUCGUUCUGUGAAAGCUGAACUGUUGAAGCUAGCUUUGGCUUAUGCACCACCAAAAGAGUAUAUAACUGAUCAAGCUGCAGAACAAUUCAACGUACAAAUUAUUCGAUUGCCUCACCGCCAUUGUUGUCUUAAUCCAAUUGAACUAUCAUGGAAUAAUUUAAAACAAUACGUUCGUGACAACAAUGUCACAUUCAAAGCAAAUGAUGUUUAUAACUUGAUCUUAGACUUUAUGGGCACUCUUGAUACAGAAUUGGCUACGAGUUACUUCAAACACGUGGAAAACAUUGAACAGACGUUUAAAGAUGCGGAUUCUUUUCUUGAAGAAGACGUUGAUGCACCGUUUUUAGUAGAAGAAGCAACUAUGACAGAAGAAGAAGAUGAUGAUGAUGAGUAA
Rotaria sordida is the source of this 756-nucleotide messenger RNA. NCBI's taxonomy places the organism in Eukaryota, Metazoa, Rotifera, Eurotatoria, Philodinida, Philodinidae. The record is from the annotation of a GenBank genome assembly.